AAAAAGCACCCCAAAAGGCAAAAGGCUUCUUCGCCCGUGCAGAGAAGCAAUCUGUCACUUGGCCCGGCCUCUUCUCCCUCGUCUUCCUUCUCCGAGAUUAUCAUCAGAACCAUCGCUCCCAUCUUUGCUUCACGACGAGUACACAUGGAGCAGCGAGGGCGAAGGAGACGGCAGAUCCCGGUGUUCGGGGAGUGGAACCAGCUGCAGCUGCAGCAGUGCGAGGAGCUGCCCAUGACGCAGUACUUCGAGUCGGCGAUGCAGGCCGGGCUCGUCGUCAGGGCGGGCCGCUGCUGCUACCACCACGACGGCACCGGCGGCGGCGAGGCGGCGCUCUCCAGCAGGUCGCCGUCCGGCUCGCCGCCUCCGCACAAGCCGGCCAAGAAGGUGCGCAGCGCGAUGGACACCCACCACCACCAGCAGCAGCAGGAGCAGGUCGUCCGCGCGGUGAGCAGGAGGCGGCAGCAGGGGGCGCCGCUGGUGGCUGACGGCGCGCCGCGGAGGCCCCGGGUGGUUAGGUCGGUGGACGAGGACCUGUACAAGGUCCAUCCCGAUCUGCUCCCCAAGAAGGGCAAAGGGAGGAAGCAUGUGAGGAGCCUGUGGAUGGGCUGUGUGGGGCUCAACUGCGUCGCCUGACGUGAAGAGACAGUCGGCAGCGGGUCCUCCGGUGCCCUGCCCCGCGGCAUGCACUAUCAUAUCCUCUAGUAGUCAUGUAGCCUUUUCGUCCUGCUUCUCCGCGUAUGGAAAGAAGAGACGACGACCGGAGCACCGAGCACCAGCACAUCCAGAAGACCGGAAGGCUAUCCGAUGCAUACGCCUGUGUGGAUGUAGACCAUCACCUUUCUGCCGCCGUGCUCUCUUGCUACCAGCUGUUUCGUCGUACACAGGGAUGCAGGUCCGCCGUGUGUUGCACCUUGUGGACAACGGAACAGCUAGUCUAGCUGUGUUGUGGUGCCCCUCUAAUCCGGAUGCCAAUACUCGUAUAUGUACAUUACUACAUGGUGUACUUUGUGGUUGAUGAUCAGUUGCUCCGAGUUGUCCACGUUGUUUCUACGCUUCAUGUAUGAUCGACUACUUAUUCC
Molecule: messenger RNA, 1079 nt
Organism: Panicum virgatum (switchgrass)
Lineage: Eukaryota; Viridiplantae; Streptophyta; Magnoliopsida; Poales; Poaceae
Exons: 4
Coding region: 145-633 (162 amino acids)
Source: RefSeq, a predicted model, not a curated record